Messenger RNA from Penicillium subrubescens, 1620 nucleotides. RefSeq names its product cytochrome P450. The record is from RefSeq and is a predicted model, not a curated record. Bases 1 to 1620 code for a protein of 539 amino acids. The transcript has 3 exons. Lineage: Eukaryota; Fungi; Ascomycota; Eurotiomycetes; Eurotiales; Aspergillaceae. Gene Ontology annotation, molecular function: oxidoreductase activity, acting on paired donors, with incorporation or reduction of molecular oxygen; heme binding; iron ion binding.
AUGUCAAUUUUUAUGACCCUUGGCAGAGCAAGUGUGACGCUCGCCUUUGCGGGUGUGGUCGCAUCCAUCUAUCGAGUAUGGCAAAUCCGUCGUCUAUUUCGGAAGGCAGCCAGCGAACACGGAGUGCCAAUGCUGCCCCAUUCGUGGAUUUUUGGACAUUUGCUCCACAUCGGCAAAACUAUGGCAAAAUAUCCUAGCGAUAUUCAUGGCCAAUAUAUGCCUCUCCUCCUUGCCAAAGACCACCCGGAAUUGGAGGUACCUGGACUCAUGUACAUCGAUUUAUGGCCUAUCGCGCCCCCAAUGCUAGCCGUAUUCCAUCCUGAUAUGAUGGCCCAGUUCACGCAGAUCACCUCACUGCCGAAACAUCCGUCACUGGAGAGUGAGUUCAGGCCAUUCACGCAACUUAACGAUUUACUCAACAUGUCGGGGGAGAGAUGGAAGACAUGGCGAGGUAUAUUUAAUCCGGCAUUUUCAGUCAAAAAUAUUUUGUCGCUUAUGCCCGCCUUCAUUGAGGAGAUUGAUGUCUUUGUCGAUAGACUUAAGGUCGCUGCCGAGUCUGGCGAAGUCAUUAGACUUGAAGAUACGGCUAUUAACUGCACGGUCGAUAUCAUCGGCCGAGCUAUCCUUGACGUUCGUCUACAUUGUCAAGUGAAGAGGAAUGAGCUACAAGAGGCACUGAAGCGACAGAUUGCCUUAUUGUGGGCAAGCAAUGCUCCCGACCAGCUUGUCAUGGCUCUCAACCCACUGCGCCCAUUCCGCAUGUGGAACAACAAUAGGAUCAUGAAAAACUACCUCCGACCGCACAUCGAACGAGGAAUUCAAGAGCAUCUGAGUGGGAAAUCAACUGGACACAACACCAUCCUCUCUCUAGCAACCAAGGCUUUCCUGUCUAAAAGAGAUUCUUUCAACGCAGUCGGGGCGGACGAACAAUUCAUGGACAUCGCAAUUGCCCAAAUAAAGGUCUUUCUAUUUGCAGGACACGACACUACAGCGACAGCUCUAUCAUACUGCUACUACCUCCUCAACAAAAACCCAUCAGCACUAGCCACUCUGCGUGCUGAACACGACGCCGUGCUCGGGAGUAAUAAAAGCACAGCACGAGCUCAAAUCGCCGCCAACCCAACUCUGCUCAACCACCUCCCUUAUACAUCGGGCGUCAUCAAAGAAGCACUGCGCCUUUUCCCACCCGUCGGCUCAAUUCGCAGAGGCCAACCAAACUUCUACCUAAGUCACCCAGAAACAGGGAAACAGUACCCUACAGACGGAUUUAUGCUGUUUUCACUAAGCCUUGGCGUCCAGCGAGCAGAGGAGUUCUGGCCACGAGCCACAGACUUUCUUCCUGAGCGCUGGCUCGCAAAAGAAGGCGAGCCGCUGCAUGUUCGGAAAAACGCAUGGCGGCCUUUCGAGCAGGGCCCACGGAACUGUAUCGGCCAGGAGCUGGCGCAAAUCGAGCUUCGGGCGAUCCUGGCCCUGACGGUGCGUGAAAUGGAUAUUGAACCUGUUUUCCCCGAUGACUCGCCUGUUGUGUUGGGGGAGAAGGCGUAUCAGGUUAUGGAGGUUGGCAUGAUUACAGGACAUCCGAAACUCGGAAUGCCAGUUCGGGUGCAGAUGAGGGCAUAG